Diprion similis is the source of this 1718-nucleotide messenger RNA. Its product is annotated as doublesex and mab-3 related transcription factor 3, truncated-like. Gene Ontology annotation, cellular component: nucleus. The record is from RefSeq and is a predicted model, not a curated record. Gene Ontology annotation, molecular function: RNA polymerase II cis-regulatory region sequence-specific DNA binding; DNA-binding transcription factor activity, RNA polymerase II-specific. The transcript has 3 exons. Gene Ontology annotation, biological process: sex differentiation; regulation of transcription by RNA polymerase II. Lineage: Eukaryota; Metazoa; Arthropoda; Insecta; Hymenoptera; Diprionidae. Bases 319 to 1644 code for a protein of 441 amino acids.
CCAGCGAAAGGGUGGUUCGCCUGGGAAUUCCCCCAGACUUUUGAUUGCCGCGGGAAAAACGGCGGGACGAACCAGACAAGGAUUGGUCGAUCUCGGGGGCCAAUUCUUCGGGACUUCGGUGGAGGUAUCGAAAAUUACACGCGCAGGAUCGGUGCCUUGACACGGCGAUGAUACCCUCGGAUUUAACUUAAUGUCGUCGAGUCGAGCGGCGGAAGCUGAAAGUCGAAGAACAGAGCGAAAUAUUUAUAAUACAAUAGAUCUCUCGUUUCGUUAUCAUACUGUCGGUCUUGCAGACGAUACUCAUUUCAGAAAGUGCUAAUGCUCCGUGGCAAGACGAAACGUCUUGACGAAGAGACGUGCGAUUCUGAAAAUAAGCAGAGGAGACCUAAAUGCGCCCGGUGCAGAAACCAUGGAUUGAUAUCCUGGCUUCGGGGUCACAAACGUGAAUGUCGUUAUCGGGAGUGCGUGUGUCCAAAAUGCGCCCUGAUUGCCGAAAGGCAACGAGUGAUGGCUGCCCAGGUAGCGCUGAAGCGACAACAGGCAGCGGAGGACGCCAUCGCGCUGAGCAUGGCGAAGGUGGCAACGGGUCAGAAACUGAACCGUCUCCCGCCGGGAAAAAUAUUUGGAAUGGCUGUGACGGAGCCUGAUGCUACGGACUCGAUAUCGAACAGCAAUUCUAUCGUGUCCAGUAACGGAGCAGAGAAAGACAGAAGUCGUCAGAACGCCAUAGAAAGUACAGAGAGAAAGACGAGCCCUACGGAAGAACCUGCAGGCCAGUGUGGAGUCCUUCCAACCAUCGGCGAGAAGUUAGUAACGAAAGCUUCGCGGUCUUCGAGUACCUCGGAAUUAGUCUGCCCUGAAGUUGGCUCUCCGUCUGUUGGCGAACGUUCGAAUUCACAGCGGUACAGAACGCUGCUGUUCAACGUAAACAAAACGCACGGAAUUGAGAGGAAUGACACAAUGGAUAAUUCGGGGAAGAAGCUGGAGGAUGGAAAUGAUUCGGGAUCCAUUGUUUCUCAGGCGUCCGUUCAGACUCUCGCCAAUUUAUUCCCCAGCACAAAGCUCUCGGUAUUGCAGUUGGUGCUUCAGCGAUGUGGCCAGGACCUGUUAAAGGCCAUCGAGUACUUUGCCGCCCAAACGGCUCUCGGGGCUGGCACCGCUUCCGGUUCCGCUUUCAGGCCCGUGCAGAACCUUAACGGCGGUAUUAAUCAGCCCACGCAAAGCGUCACUCUGCAGGGAAUCCAAGGCGUGAACCACGGCCUUCAGGGCAACGUGCAGCAGCAGACGCCCCCGGAAGUCCCGAAUUUCUUCGCCUUUCCGCCGACGUACUCGAGCUUUCCCCGAAAUAUUUAUGGCGAUAGUUACUGUCUGCUCAAUAUCGUGCCGGAACAGUUGCAGCCGAAGAGCUCGGGUGCGGAAACGGCGAACUUGACCCUCGCUAAAACCGGAAGUCCGCAGGAGGAUAGCGUUGCGCUUAACGUUCAGUACAACAACUACUUCAAUUCCAAUAUUCAGCACCUUCGAGAACACAUGUGCAAUCAAAUGAUCGACCCCCACAGACAAGGCCUGCUUCACCUACCUCCGAUUUUACCCGGAAUACCUUGCGUGCAACCCAACUGUGCGCAGUGCUGCAAAUUCCCAUGAGUCCACCGGUGACAGUGUGAUAUGAACUAGACUUAAGAAUAAGAGUUAUUAUUAGUAUGAACAGACGGAAAAGA